Messenger RNA from Mercenaria mercenaria, 2557 nucleotides. RefSeq names its product tropomyosin. The transcript is spliced from 10 exons. The record is from RefSeq and is a predicted model, not a curated record. Gene Ontology annotation, cellular component: actin filament. Gene Ontology annotation, molecular function: actin filament binding. Gene Ontology annotation, biological process: actin filament organization; muscle contraction. Bases 150 to 1004 code for a protein of 284 amino acids. Lineage: Eukaryota; Metazoa; Mollusca; Bivalvia; Venerida; Veneridae.
UACUUGUACUUCAGCAUAGCCCUUUCGAGUUUGCGGCAGCAGGAUUGUGGUUCUGACAGCUCUCGUCUGCUAAAGUCACUUCUAGCUUCGACAUUCCUAUUUAUUUUAUUUUAUUUGUGUGUUAGGUGAGAACAGACUAAAAAUCAGCCAUGGAUGCCAUCAAGAAGAAGAUGCAGGCAAUGAAAUUGGAAAAGGAGAAUGCCUUGGAUAAAUCAGAACAGUUAGAACAAAAACUUAGGGAUGUUGAGGAAACUAAAGCCCGGGCCGAGGAAGACCUCUCUGUACUCCAAAAGAAAUACACAAACCUCGAGAAUGAGUUCGACAAAGUCAACGAACAGUACAACGAAGGUGUUGUAAAACUUGAAGCUUCCGAGAAACGUGUAACAGAGGCUGAAGAUGAAAUCAAGGGUUACAAUAGACGAAUCCAAUUGUUAGAAGAUGACUUGGAAAGAACACAGAGCAAAUUGGACGAGUUAACCGGCAAGUUGGAAGAAGCAUCAAAAACAGCAGAUGAGAGUGAAAGAGGGCGCAAGGUGCUCGAGAGCAGAAGCAUCGCCGAUGACGACAGGAUCGACCAAUUAGAGAAGCAAGUAAAAGAUGCUAAAUAUGUAGCUGAAGAGGCCGAUCGUAAAUACGAUGAGGCUGCCCGUAAACUUGCUAUCACUGAAGUCGACCUUGAGCGUGCUGAGACCCGAUUGGAAGCUGCCGAAGCGAAAAUUCUCGAGCUGGAGGAGGAGCUGAAAGUUGUCGGCAACAAUAUGAAAUCACUUGAAAUAAGUGAACACGAGGCAUCUCAGAGAGAGGACAGUUAUGAGGAGACCAUCCGUGACUUGACCCAGAGACUCAAGGAUACCGAGCAUCGCUUGGAAGAAAGUCAAAGAGAAAACACACGGCUUAUGAGAGAAUUAGAAUCUAGCGAAAGUAAUUACGAAGAUCUGGUGGCUAAACACACCCAAUUAAAAAUGGAAAUGGAGAGUACAAUUGAUGAUCUUUCUAAUAUGUGAGCAUGUAUAUCCAUUCCAUUAUUUCAUCAUAUUAUAUAUGAAGAUGAAUUACUUGCUGAAAAGGAGAAGUACAAGGCGAUCAGUGACGAAUUGGAUCAAACAUUUGCUGAGUUAGCUGGCAUGUGAGAACAUCAACUUCCGUCAGACAACAAAUAAACACUUCAUUUACAUUUCUACAAAGCCCUGUUUCGCUGUUACUGAUGAUGGAAACACUAUGCAAAAUGUUACUUUCGGACAGUAGUUGAAGUGAUUUUUACUAAAUGAAAGAUUUAUUUAUACAAGUUAAAGACAUUUUUAACGUUAUUUGUACAUUUUAAGAAAGACGUAGAGUAAAUGACACUGCUUGAUGGCUUAUAGUAUUGUAAAUUUAGGUGUAUCUGUUUUCCGCAAUAUCACAGGAAGGAAUUAAGCAACACUGGUCUUUCUUUCAUUUAUUGUUUUAAUUCAAGGCUGUUCAUGUUGCUAUGUUAUUGUUAAGUCUUUAAGUGGGUGUUUUUUUCUUCCAUAUGUGCAGAAAAUUCAGCAAAUGAAAUAUAAAUAGUCGCUAUAUUUACUAAAUAUUACAAUAUAUUAACAGAAAUAUUACUUUGAAAAAACUUUAUUUAAAAGCGUCUCCUGCCUUACCACAAAAAUUGUAUGUAUGUAUGUAUGUAAUUAAAAGAUUGACAUUAUUCAGCCAAAUCUUUUUGGGGUUACUUGCUUCUGUCAUACACCUAGUUUCAGCUGAAACUUUCGGUUUACAGCAGCCGUCGGUUUACUGAGACAGUCGGAUUUCCAAGACCGUCGGAUUACAGAAACUGUCGGUAUACUGCAACACUCCUUGUGCAUGUGUCCUUUUAUGUUGACUUUGUCUAUGAACCAUUAGUGAAUAGAUAACAAGUCAAAUCUAAGGCUUGAUAGGGAUAUAUGUAGAAAGGGUUUCGAAUGAUAAGUAGCCUCAUGAAAUUUUGGCUAUAUCAAAGAGAAUGUGGGAGCCAUUCGGUUACAAUGUUGAAGUGUGCAGAGCCUGGAUGGCAAAAGAUAUUGUUAGAAGUCUAAUAGCAAACUCACCAUCAGCUAGGUUAACAUGCGUCAUACAACAUCGUAAUACACUUAAACCAUCUGUAUAUUGAAGUGAAAAUAAAUACAAGCAUGGCAAUAUCCAGCCCCCUUCUGCCAUUCCGCUCUCGCCUUCAACAUCUCCCCAUUCUUUAGGUGUAUGUACUGUUCUAGAAGUUAUUUUGAUCAUUUUUGUUUAAAAAAUGACUUGUAGCCCAAAUAUUAAGAUCUUCAUUAUAUCAUUUACAGAAAUUUAUUUACUAUGUAAAUUGAAAUAUUUUGUAUUAAAAAUUGGUACCAAUUUUAACUUUUUUUGUGUCAUAGACAAUUGUGUAAUCAUAUAUAUUAUCGGUUGCCAGUUUAGUAUACUAAACUUGUCGGACGUGUUCGGUGUAUAGGGAGAUGUUGUAUAUAUGUCUUUGGAAACUUACGUAGUUAGCUUGGCCUUCACUGCAUUCUUCCUGGAUAUUGCCAACUUUGAUUUUUAACCUUCAAUAAAAAAAAUCAUAUUGUUA